Ostertagia ostertagi is the source of this 1560-nucleotide messenger RNA. The record is from the annotation of a GenBank genome assembly. NCBI's taxonomy places the organism in Eukaryota, Metazoa, Nematoda, Chromadorea, Rhabditida, Trichostrongylidae.
AUGGACAUUGUGGCAACUAUGUAUGCCACACCAGGAAGGGUACAAACAAUGAAGGCCAGCGAUAUUUCUAUACGAAUCAACAAUCCACCAUCAGUUUGCCCCUCAUGGUCGCUUGAUGUACGACUAGCCCUCGUGGUGCUCAGUAUUGGAGCUGCUAGCCAUUUCAUGCUGUUCCUGGAUAGCGUAAUGGACAAUCUCCUACCAGCAGCUUGGCCGUACCUUAUGAAAGUUUACGCCACCAAGGAAGACGCUGACUUCGCAUGGGGAGUUAUGGUGUCCUCACGAAUAUAUGGCCUCGCAUUCGGAUGUUUUGCUUCCAUAUUCUUGUCCAGACGACACGACCACAAAUUUCCUGUCGUGUUGGGAAGUGUACUCGAUCUUAUUGGUAUCCUUCUCACUUUACUCACACUCAACGUCAAAAUUGGUAUGAUGGCAGCAACUGUUGGCCGGUUCAUCAACGGAUGCGGUCAAGGCAUCGUGCAGACUUCCGGAUCAGUCAUGCUUACCGAGCUGCCCCCACAGAAGCGAGGCAUCGCAUUGGCCACGUUGACUGUGUGGGCGUGUCUGGGCGAGUUGGCUGGUAUGGUGAUCUCACUCGAGGAGUUGCUCGGACGUCCAUCAACAUGGCAUAUGGCUAUGGGUGUUCCACUACUACUCCUUAUUCCUGCGCUCUAUAUUCUCAUACGUGCACCUCAGAGUCCUCGGUACCUCAUACUAGAAAAUCGUGAAGAGGAAGCAAGAAAAUCAAUGUUGUUCUAUCAGCACAUGGAAAGCACUGACGAGAACGGUAAUGCCAAGAAAGACGCAAAACCAGCAAUAGCUGAAUCGCAGAUGUCGACUUUUGGCUUGGCCAAAGAGCGAUUCAAGGAACUGAUAUCACUCUAUGUUAAGCUUUGGAUUUCGUAUUCCACGCAUAUUUUUGGAAAAUAUGGCAUGCCAACGGGUAUGGCGCAACGCGCAUCACUGCUGAUGUCGUUGCCCCAAGCGGUGAUCAGCAUUGCCCUCCUACUAUUCUUCGAAAGCUUUAGUAGACGAUUUUUGUUGUUGGUUCCAACUAUCGUGAGUGUUAUUAUUGGUAUAUUUGCAGUACUCGCUAUCAACUUUGGGAGUGUUUCACUUGGACUACCCUUAGGGGCGACACUGGCCAUACUAGCUUCCAUGGAUCUUACAGCCGCUGCUGUGUGCGGAGAAAGUGCCUAUACAAUUGUUCCUGAAUUAUUUCUCCCGAAUGAUAAAAUACUUGGCACUGCCAUUGUUGGUAUUGCUCAGAAUGUGUUUGGUGGUAUUCUCACCGCUGUACUUCUGACCGCCGUAAAUAGAGUUGGUACGGCGUUAGUACUAUUGCCAUUUAUUACUAUUAAUAUUCUGUACGUAGCUAUUAACUACUUGUAUCUGCCGGAAACGGGUAAAAAGACGGCACACGAGGUUUCUCAACAGUUCUCGGAAGUGAUGCCCGGCAAAGAACUUUACGAGAGUUUACGACAAUUCAUUCACAAGAUUUUGCGAGAGCUCGCGAUUUCAGUCAGCUCACCAUUUCAUGCCUUUGUUCUUAUUGCCCAA